Molecule: messenger RNA, 2649 nt
Organism: Malassezia restricta
Lineage: Eukaryota; Fungi; Basidiomycota; Malasseziomycetes; Malasseziales; Malasseziaceae
Product: kinetochore protein Spc7/SPC105
Exons: 1
Coding region: 1-2649 (882 amino acids)
Biological process (GO): mitotic sister chromatid biorientation; mitotic spindle assembly checkpoint signaling; protein localization to kinetochore
Source: RefSeq, a predicted model, not a curated record
AUGCCGGCUCUCGGUGGACGACCGUCCUUGCCGAGUGCGCUUCGCACAGACAAGGAGAACACGCCCAUGUCGCCGGGGCGCAGCCCCGAUACGAAGCGGCGCCGGACCAAGAGCCUGGGCGGGAUGCUGUCGCCCACCAAGGCCCAGCCCGCGUCGCUCGCCGACGCUACAUCUCGGCCGCGACAGCCGCGAAAGAGUGCGAUUCGGUCUACGCCGCAGGUGUUCCAGAGCCCGACCGAGCUGGGUCCGAAUCCGGAGCAUCAGCACAUGCGGCGGCACGACAUGCUCGACGAGCUCGUGGACGAGCGACUGCGCUCGCCCGGUCUGCCGAAUCCCUUCACAGCCAUGUACCGUGCGUCGAGUGCGUCGCCCAUCAAAGCGCCCGCGACAGACACAGCGGAUCGGAAGAGUCGUCGAGUCACGUUCAGUGCAGUGCGUGAGCAGACGGACUUUGAGCAGGACGAGCCGACGAUGAGUAUCAAGCCGGCCCAGGCGCAAGAGCGCAGUACGCUGAUGGACAGAGGUUCGCCCGUGCCGAAUGGCACGUCAUCCGACGAGAGCGAUGUGUCGAUGAGCCUGGAAUCUGACGGCACGAUGGAGCUGACGGCCGCCUGGCAGCCGGACCCCCCUCACGACGAGAGUGAUAUGGAGUUGACGGGGCGCUACACGGCUGCGAGCGACGACGUGUCCGCGGAGCUCGACUCGACGCAGACCAUGGACCUCACAGCUGCGUACGUCCCUGAGGACGCAUCGCAGGACACGACGCUCGACAGCGAGGCGGAGCGCUCGGCGAUGGAAAUGACGGAAAUGUGGGGGCAGUUUGCCGACGAAGCCACCCGGCAACGUCGAGAGGCCUCUCUCUCGCCCAAGCGCUCGCCUGUCCGCCGCCAGACCAUGUUCUUGUCGCCGGACCGCAAGGCGCGCACGGCCUCGGCAGGCAGCACACCGAAGGCGCGUGCGCCCACGCCCGAGCCUAUCACGACGCCGCCCGUCAGCAUGCCCAGCACGCCGACACGCUUUCGGCAGUCGCUCCGGGGUGGCGUGCCUUCGCCCGAGUACAAGCAUUCACCAGCGCGACGCACACCGCGUGUGCGCCUCUCUGAACUUCAUACCAAGCCGCGCUCGCCGUUUAUUCACUCGUUGCUCAAGCACCGCAGCGGAGGGCGCAUCACGCACAUGUCACCACGCUCCGACAGUGACAGUGAGGUGGUGUCCGAGACUUCUUUUCACAUGCAGCUGGCCGACUUUUUGGGCGUGAUUGGGCUGAAAUUCCACGAGGACAUGACGGCAUCGCGCACGCAUGCUGAGCGACCUGGUAACACCGAGGCGCCUGCCGUGCCUGCGAUGGCCGUGCACCAUGCCAAGAUGGCGGGCGCUGCGGCGCCGAUGCUGCAAGCGCUGCGCAACGCAUGCCAGGAGCUCAAGCAGCAUGUGGAAGACGGACGCGAGCGACUGCGUGCGAUGGAGCAAGACUUUUUCGCGCGUCCGCCGGCUUUUGUGCAGGAAUGGGGUCAGCUGGACGACGAGGAUAUGCGUCGCAGUAUGAAGGGCCAGCUGAACGUGCACAAGCAGGCGGCGCGAGCCGCGGCGAUGCAUGACUAUUACGGCUGGCGGACGGAUAUGCAGUACGACGACGAGAUCGUCGCGAUGCUCACGCAGCACCGCGAUGCAUUGCAGGCAGAUGCAGAGCGCGUGCACGCACGGCGCGAAGAGCUGGAAGUCGAGCUGCUGCCUGCGCUUCGUGCGCGUCAUUCGGAGCUGAAGCGCCGUGUGCAGGAGGCACAUGCGCGGCAGCAGGCGAUUCGUGCGUGUGAUCCAGAAGAGCUGCGGCAUCUGCACGCAUCUAUGGACGAACAGGACCAUGUGCUGCAAACGAUGCGGGCGAAGCAGCGCGACGUCGCAGACCAGCUCUCACGCGUGCGGGCACGGCUGGACGAGACAGCUGUCAAGCGUGAGCAGACGGAGGAGCUCAUCCGCGCAGCGCGUGUCGUGAGCGAUCAGAUCCAUGGGUGCACAUCAGGCGAAGCCGUACGCCUCGAGCGGCGCAUCCGUCAUCUGGAGGUGCUGCUCCAGUGGCGCUUAUCGAGCAAGACCUCGACCCUGCUCCAACUCGUGUAUGCGCGUGCGCUGACGGUAGCGAUCGAGCUGGAUGGGCGUCAGGGUGGCGUCAAGCGCGUCGCCAUCUCACCCGUGUGCCCCGUCGAGGCGUCGCAUAUGCACAUGGCGGCCAUCUCUGUGAUCCGCACCCGCAUGGCAUCGGAGAUGCCGGCGUCCGUGCCGGAAGUACUGCGACAGGUCGCGCAGCUCUGGCACACGUAUGUCAAGGCACGCGCCCAGGUCGACCGACUGCGCCUCCAUGUGCCCGUCGUCGUAUCUCCGUCCCGCGGAGACAAAGGGCCGGACACAGCUCUCGAUGUCAUGGCCACUGUCCUGCUGGAGCGCGCGCAGGCCAAGGCCCACGUCCAUGUGGACAUCGACUUGGCGCGUGCGUCACCGCUAUCUCCUCAAGUGCAUGUGUCGCUCGUGUACGGCCACAUGGAUACCGACACACUCGCCCACAUGAUCCAGAGCGCGCUCGCCAAGGACGCCCACUCGCCCCACGCCCUGGCCUACGCCAUCACACACGCUCAGGCCACGAUGGACACCUAG